GCCCUCCCGUUUGAUGGAUGGAACAGAAGCUGCAGAAGGGGAAGGAAUAGGACCGAGGAGCUUGCCGCGCUGGGCAUUAAUUCGGCCCACCGGAAGGGCCCCGCGGCCAAGAAGGACUCCAAGGUUGACAUCCUGGCCAGAAAGAAGAAGUUGGAGAAGAUGCAGUCGCUGAGCAACAUCGAGAGGGGGCUCGAGCGGAAGCAGCUCGGGAAGACGGAGGCGAACCUCGCCGGCAGAGCGACGGUUGAGAAUGCUGGCGCGCUGAAGCUGGUAUCAUGUACGCCGCAGGUGCUGGCAAAGGCCAAGGACAUCGUCGGUGGCAGAAACAAGAUGAGGGGCCGCAAGAAGGCCGCGUGGUUGGGCGGGCCGCUGGAUUCUAUCCGAUGCUCUAGGCUCAAAUCAGCGGCAGAGCGCAUGCCCUUUUUCACGAUUGUGAGUCUUGCCUCCUGGGCCGCCUCGCAGUGGGGCGCGAUAGGGCCCGUGCUGGGCGCUGCUGGCCAGCGUGCGUUCGCUGCCAACCUGACGGGAGGGCGGCGGAUCUGCGUGCUCUGGAACGACGGAGAGGACUGGCAGGUGAGGGUGCUGCUCACGCCCGCGACGGCGGGCGACUUCGAAGAGGUGAUGGGCAUCACCGCCAUCGACGAUCCCGAGAUGAAGAGCAGGAUCUGGUACGCCCUCAGCCCCGACGGCGACACGUACCUUCAUCUCCUCGCAGCCCCUUCUCUGGGCGGUCUUUGCCUCGCCGAUUCGACGGACCGCUUCGACCCGACCCUCGGCGAAGGCAGGCGAUGGUCCCGGCGCUCGAGGACCUACGGGGAGGACUGGGCGCCCACGCCACUCGAGUUCAGCCGGGCCAUUCGCUUCGCCGUGAUGGGCGACUCCGACGGCUCAGCCCCCGCCCACCGCAUGACUGGGAAGAAGCCGAUGGCAGCGGGCGGGGUGAAGGCUCUGACAGUGGCGACGGACUCUUCAGCCACUCGGGGUCGACCAGCGGGUGCUGAGGUCGAGGUCGGAGCGGGCAUGCUCGAGAACCCCGCCCCGUUUGUCUGGCAGGUGAUCUGCAUGUCGGACGGCGCCCUGGGCCCGCAGACGCUGGAGGACUGCCGUGUCGACAGCUGGGCCACCAUCGGCGACGUUGGGGUCGCCAAGGUGGGGGUGCGCAUCUUCCUCUUCCGCGCGGUCGACAAGAAGACGGCCUCAGAGGGAGGGGCUAACCUGGACGCUAGAGCGAUGCCCGUGCUGGGGAUUUACUCCAGCGAGCGGAGGCGGGUCUUCCGUGACGCGGUGAAGCUGCUACAGGAGUCGCAGUAG
Prorocentrum cordatum is the source of this 1311-nucleotide messenger RNA. NCBI's taxonomy places the organism in Eukaryota, Dinophyceae, Prorocentrales, Prorocentraceae. The record is from the annotation of a GenBank genome assembly.